AUGGGGACACGUCAAUGGCUCUCAACGGUCGGCGCGUCUCGUCGCUUUUUGCAUUCGUCGCUUGCUCAACGACGCGAGCGAUGCGCUCUCGUCCACACGUCUGUCGCUCCUACUGCCGCAUCGACAGCGCGUGACGUGAGCGCGUUCCGAGUCGGUGUCGUCGGCUUAGGCGCUAUUGGCACUAUCUUUUUCACUCGAUUAGGUCGGUUGGCUGCGGCCCGCAAGACUCGAGAGGGACUGCCAACGCUGUACGUCGAUGCGCUGGUGAAAGCCGAGCAGUUUGAUACGUGGAUAGAGAACAAGAUGGAGGAGGAGGAGACGGUGACGAUGGAGUUGAUGCAGGACGGACAAGAGACCGAGACGCUGGACUUUCAGGUGCUUUGUACUACGGAUGCAGCCAAAGUCGCAAUGGGUUGCAACGUGCGGGUUCGUGCACUGGUUGGACAAAGUGCAGGCGACGCUCGAGAGGAUGAUGACAGGCUGGACGUCUUGAUGGUCACAGUGAAAGCUCACGACAGUCGAGACGUGAUGCGAGCGCUGCGAGAGAAGCAUUGGCACUUGUUGCAAGAUGAUGCGCUCUGUGUCUUGCUCCAGAACGGACUGGGAGACGAAGCAGUGCCAGCUGAGGCGAAGGAGAACCGACUGGACGAUCGAUGGCAACUUGCAAGCGGCGUGACGUUUGUAGGUGGACGAGUGCUGGCAUUUGCAGCGGUUGAGACAAGUGGACUGGACGUUGGGAAGACGUACAUUGCGCCGUUCAUCGGACAUGUAGGCGAGACGCAAUGGCGUAAACCAGGAGACGCUAAUACCGUGACGAUGAUGCAAAGGGAUUGUCAUGGCACGAUGCAGAUGCUCGCCGACGUCCUCGUUGCUGCAGGACUGCACUGCCAAGUGCUGGACAGCGACGCCAUGCAAGCGACGCUCUGGCACAAGCUGAUCGUGAACGCUGCGAUCAAUCCGCUGGCGUCCGUGCUGGACGCGCCGAACUUGAGCGUGGCGAGUAGCGAGAGCAGUCGUCAGUGUGUCCGUCUCGUGGUGCAGGAGGCUCUUGCAGUCGCCCAGUGCGAGCACGUUCUGUUGGAUCGCACUCACAAUGAACUAGCAGACGAUGUCUUCGAGGUGGCUCGCAAUACUGGAUCCAACGUGUGUUCCAUGUUGGCAGAUCUGCGUCGCGAGUCCAGAACGGAGAUCGAUGCAAUCACCGGACGUAUUGUUGCAGGUGGAAAGCGGCACGGGAUCCCCACACCGACCAACGAGUUGCUCCUUUUGCUGAUCAAGGCGCUUGAAACGGAACGAGCACGGCGAUCUCGAUAG
Messenger RNA from Hyaloperonospora brassicae, 1314 nucleotides. The record is from the annotation of a GenBank genome assembly. Lineage: Eukaryota; Oomycota; Peronosporomycetes; Peronosporales; Peronosporaceae.